Loxodonta africana (African savanna elephant) is the source of this 2208-nucleotide messenger RNA. It is a transcript of the gene CERS2, whose product is annotated as ceramide synthase 2. The coding region runs from base 289 to 1431 and encodes 380 amino acids. NCBI's taxonomy places the organism in Eukaryota, Metazoa, Chordata, Mammalia, Proboscidea, Elephantidae. Gene Ontology annotation, cellular component: membrane. Gene Ontology annotation, molecular function: DNA binding; sphingosine N-acyltransferase activity. The record is from RefSeq and is a predicted model, not a curated record. The transcript has 11 exons. Gene Ontology annotation, biological process: ceramide biosynthetic process.
AUCUUAAUGCUGGCUGAGGCCUAGUUUCCCCUUCUCCAUUCACUUCCUUGUCUCCUGGGGAGGGGUACACCCUCUUAUCUUUAUUUCUCAGGCCCUAGCUGUCUAACUUCUGCCCCAAAGCUUUCCCUCCCUACUGCUAUCUUAAAAAAAAAAAAAGAAGAAGUUAACCAGUCUUCAGUUCUCCUGAGGAAGCAUUUAAAAGGCUUGACCGGGGACAGAGUACACUUAGGAGAGCUGCCUGAGAAAAGGAUUCAGAAGCUAAAGGAGGGGAGCCAAGUAGGACAGAGGAUGCUCCAGACCUUGUAUGACUACUUCUGGUGGGAGCGGCUGUGGCUGCCUGUGAACUUAACCUGGGCUGAUCUAGAAGAUCGAGAUGGACGCGUCUACGCCAAGGCCUCAGAUCUCUAUAUCACACUGCCCCUGGCCUUGCUCUUCCUCAUCAUUCGAUAUUUCUUUGAGCUUUACGUGGCUACACCGCUGGCUGCCCUUCUGAAUGUAAAAGAGAAAACUCGGUUACGGGCACCUCCCAACCCCACCUUGGAGCAUUUCUACUUGACCAGCGGCAAGCAGCCCAAGCAGGCAGAGGUGGAGCUGUUGUCAAGGAAGAGUGGGCUCUCUGGCCGUCAGGUAGAGCGCUGGUUCCGUCGCCGCCGCAACCAGGACCGGCCCAGUCUCCUCAAGAAGUUCCGAGAAGCCAGCUGGAGAUUCACAUUUUACCUGAUUGCUUUCAUUGCUGGCAUGGCUGUCAUUGUGGAUAAACCCUGGUUCUAUGACUUGAGGAAAGUUUGGGAGGGGUAUCCCAUACAGAGCACCAUUCCUUCCCAGUAUUGGUACUACAUGAUUGAACUCUCCUUCUACUGGUCCCUGCUCUUCAGCAUUGCCUCUGAUGUCAAGCGAAAGGAUUUCAAGGAACAGAUCAUCCACCAUGUGGCCACCAUCAUCCUCCUCAGCUUCUCCUGGUUUGCCAAUUACAUCCGGGCGGGUACUCUCAUCAUGGCUCUGCACGACUCUUCUGACUACCUGCUUGAGUCAGCCAAGAUGUUUAACUAUGCGGGAUGGAAAAACACCUGCAACAAUAUCUUCAUCGUCUUCGCCAUUGUCUUCAUCAUCACUCGACUGGUCAUCCUGCCCUUCUGGAUCCUGCACUGCACUGUGGUGUACCCACUGGAUCUCUAUCCUGCCUUCUUUGGCUAUUACUUCUUCAAUUCCAUGAUGGGAGUGCUACAGCUGCUGCAUAUCUUCUGGGCCUACCUCAUUUUGCGCAUGGCCUACAAGUUCAUAACUGGAAAGCUCGUAGAAGAUGAACGCAGUGACCGCGAUGAAACAGAAAGCUCAGAGGGGGAGGAGGCUACAGCUGGGGGAGGAGCAAAGAGCCGGCCCCUAGCCAAUGGCCAUCCCAUCCUCAGUAACAACCAUCGCAAGAAUGACUGAACCAUGGUCCCUGCUGGCCCCCAGACUGAUUCAUAAAGCCAAGGAACUGCCCCACCCUCCCCACAGGGUCACUUUAAGCUCUGGGGAGAAAGGAGAGAGAGGAAAGUUCUCUGUGCUUCUUUGUCACCCAGUUGCCUUUAAACCAAAUUCUAACUUAUCCUCAUGUAGAGGGGAGGUUGGUUAUAUCCUGUUAGAGGGGGAUGGUCUGAUUUUCCUCAGCUCUGGAGGUGGGGUUUACAACUCACAUUCCUCAUACUUUAGAAUUUGGCCCUAGCUAUUUGCCUUUGACUCUCUGACCUCCAGAGCCAGGGUUGUGCCUUAUUGUCCUGUCUGUGGGCCUCAUUCUGCCAAAGUUGGACCACCUUUCUAAGCUCCCUACUUGGGCCAGAAACCAAAGUUGAGCUGCCUUUAACCUCUUCCCUUCUAAGACACAAAUGGAUUGAGUGUAGGAGGGUACACAUGACCCUUACCCUACCUCUGCCAAAAGUGGGGACUGUGCAAACGGUCUUUCAUCAUGUUACUUUGCCAGCUACCCCUGUAGCCACAGGUUCAAGAUCUAGCUGCCUUCCUCUGGCACCUUCCUCUUUUCAGCUAGGCUAGCUGGUUUGGGGUAGAAUGGCAACUAGUUUUAAUUUUUAUUUAUUAAACACUCAAGAGUUUUGGUUUUAAAGCCAGAAUUACAGCUAGUACCUGGCAUUUCAGCAGAGGGACCAUUUCAGACCAAAAUGUACUGUUAAUGGUUUUUUUUUUUUUUUUUUUUAAUUAAAAUAUAUUAAA